AUGAGGUCGGGCAUCGACUAUCUAAAUGCCCGUAUCAUGGCACACGUUCCGGAAACAAUAGCAGAGCUCAUCCAGGAGCUAUCUGCAUUAAACUGUCUUCUUCUUCAAGGAAGGGAUUUUAUUGAACAACAGAUGGUUGACAACACAGACACCAAGAGGCUGUCUGAGUGCUUGAGCCUCUACUACGACCUAGCUCCUCAGAUCCGAACGCUGGAAGCUUACCUCCAACAGUUACUGCCCCAUGCCCACUCAAAAAGAGGAAAGCUCAAAUGGCUACAAAAGAAGAAUUCGAUAGAGAAAGAUAUGAUAGUGAUUCGCCAACUGUCACUGAAGCUACUGGCCCUCCUGGAUGAAUGUGGUGGUGAUAAUUUUACUCCUACUUUAGUGUAUUUUGGAGGGGAUACAACGACAUUGCAAUCAUUUCUCGACUGGCUGAGCCCUGAUGAUUACUCCACUCGGCUACAGGACAUCCUUUCGGGGCGCAUUCCAGACAUUGGACCAUCGAUAGUGGAGCACUCUGACUUCCGUGAAUGGCUGGAGAAUCCUGGGGCGGCAAUCUUGUGUACCGGCAUGCCUGGCAUUGGGAAAACCACUCUCUGUCCCCCAAACGACGACGAUAUUCGCAAGUAUUCGGCCGCGCUAAUUGCACGUCAGAAUACACUAAAUACACAGAUACGAAAUGAUACUAUAGACGUGCUCGUCCAAAAAUCUAACGGAAGCUUCAUAAAGGCACGCCUGAUCUUUGACUUACUACAGGAUCUAGGAAAUAAUAAGGGAUCGUACCCAGCGUGGGCUUCAAAAACUGAUGCACACUCACUAGAGGGGCUGUACAGCCAAGUCAUGGCCCGUUUGGUUCAUACCAAUUCAGCUUUGGAGAUAAUUACAUGGGUCUACUGCCCACACAGGCCGCUAACUGUCCUUGAAAUUCAGGAGGCUAUUGCCCCGAAUGUCCACGGUUCCACUUUAUACGCCCGCCAGGCUCGACAGGAUGUGCCAUUGGCUACAUUGUGCCAUAACAUGAUCGUAGUAAACUCUGUAUCCAAUACAGUCACCCUUAUUCAUUCAACAUUUAAAGAAUUCCUAGCGAAUUACCAUAACAAGUGGCAAUCUCUCCAACUCCCAGGCCUAAGCAGCCCAGCUACCUUCCUUUCACGGAAAUGCCUUGCAUAUUUAUGCCUCGAUCGAUUGGAUGGAAAGGUGCCUUUGAAAUUAGAAGACCUAAAGGAAGAACUGGCUCGUUAUCCACUGCUUGAAUAUGCCGCAAAUUUCUGGGGGAAGCAUGCCCAGAAUAUCGAGUUGGACGAUUAUUUGGAACUCAGUCAAGCACUAUUUGCUUCAGAGGCAAAGACUAUGAGAGCUGGCUUGUUGAUGGUGAGAUCUGAAAAAUACGAAAGGCAGUAUGAAGAAGCCUAUGCGAGAAUGCGCCCAUUACAUAUAUGCGCGAGAUUUGGGCUUGCCCCACUGGCCAAAUAUCUGAUAUCAAACAAAGCUCAUGAUAUCGAUGUGAUGACUGAAGAUAAAUGGACUGCUUUGCAUUGGGCAGCACGAAGUGGCUCAAAUGAGAUUGUGUCCAUCUUACUCGACUCUAAAGCUCGUACUGAGAGCCGUACAAAGAUAAGUAGCUGGACGCCGCUCCACCUUGCAUCGAAGGAAGGGCAUUACGAAAUUGUGAAACUACUUUUAGAUUCCAAGGCCAACGUGGAGGCUGAAGAUGCCCAAGGUCGAACCCCUCUAUAUUUGGCUUGCUUGUCAAGGAAGGAAACUGUGGUCCAACUUCUUUUGUCACAUACCAACAAGGCCGAUGCAAAUGUAUACACCAAACUGGAACUAAUGCCAUUGCACUGUGCCUCCAAACUAGGGUAUAUUGAGAUUGUGGAAGUCCUGAUAGGUUAUUCUGACAUCAAUGCGCGCGACGGCCUAGGGUAUACCGCACUCGACGUGGCCAUUAUUAAGGGCCACCAAUCCGUGGCUGAUCUUCUUACCAGGGCAGGUGCCGAAGGCAAGAAUAAUGAAUCAAGUUCCUCUGGCGAUCCUACCAUGAUGAACUACAAAGCAAGGGACUGGUCAAGAUUUGAGGUGGACGAGAAGAAAACAGCUGCUAUCCCCCAGGGGAAGCUGAGCUCCACAGAACGCCGAGAUAUAAUCUCCAAAUAUUUCCUUUCCGAGCGCCGCAUCCUCCAUAGAUUGCAGCACCCCAGUGUCGUCGAGUACUUCGGCUUUGAUGAAAAUCCUGAUCAGAACACUCUCCUUUUGUAUAUGGAAUAUUGCGAUAUGGGGAACCUAGACCAGUUACACGGACUACCGCCUCCAACAUCCCCAUGUCAUGAAUUCGACCCUUAUGAAGAUAGUGGACCUGCAUAUAAUGAGGAUGAAGAUGAAAACGGAUUUUAUACAGCCGAACGAAUGCCCCAGGGUAAGACGACACCGCUCAACGGCUUAGAGGUCUGGGGCUUGAUCUAUCAGCUUAGCUCCGCGCUCGCGUAUUUACACUAUGGGUUGUCAAUAAAUCGAGAGGGUCCCAGGACUGCCUUUUUCGAUGAGCCGUGGGCGUGUAUAAUUCAUCGUGACAUCAAACCUGCGAAUGGCACGUGGACGAUAGACCCCCUGGUCUUGCAAAGCAUCGAACCAGGCAUGUGGAUCGCAAAAAUUUGUGAUUUGGGGAUUGCCACCGCUCUUGAAACGAAUGUUACAAGGCUGAUCGGUACAAGAGCUUUCUACCCACCAGAGGUUUUAAAAGAGAGGCCAUGGGCGAUUAAGGGGGAUAUAUUCUGCUUGGGCCGAACUAUCCAACAUGUAUUGAAGCUGCAAGACGAGAAAAAAGACUCCAUUUGCAAGUUCAUUAAGGGUUGUUGCUGUCCCAACCCGAAGGGCAGGAAGAGUAGCCUGCACAUCAUGGAGGAGGCAUAUACCCACCUCCAGAGAAAUGGAGGGCUGAAUAAUCUACCAACUACAGUCAUCGAGCAAUCGGCAGCCAUCCAUUCAUACCUUAACGUUGGAAUUGGGGGCUAUGUCUUCCAAGCUUUCAGGCAUAUUGCAGAAUUUCUAGACACCAAUAAACCAUUUGAUGAAAAUGCUAGAAAACAGCGGAAGAUCACACUUGAGAAACUCAACCUCCUUUGGACAGAUGGAGCCGGAGAUCUGAUUCUGCAACACCCUGACGAUUCCACCGCGGCUGUCCUCGUCCUUCUAAGAAAGCGGUUGAAUCUUGAGAAAUUACUGUCAUCAGGCGGGGAUAUCAAUGUCCAGUGGAGGAAAUCCGGUUGGACGCCCCUACACAUCGCUGCCCAAGAGGGAAAUACAGAGAUAGUCAGGAUGCUGGUAGAACGUAACGCACAGAAGACUGUGCGAGAUACUACGACAAAGCUUCCGAGAGACUAUGUGACUAUAGGUGAAAUAUUAAAACUUCUUAGCUGA
This is a messenger RNA of Arthroderma uncinatum, 3414 nucleotides long. RefSeq lists its product as uncharacterized. The coding region runs from base 1 to 3414 and encodes 1137 amino acids. Gene Ontology annotation, biological process: protein phosphorylation. The record is from RefSeq and is a predicted model, not a curated record. Lineage: Eukaryota; Fungi; Ascomycota; Eurotiomycetes; Onygenales; Arthrodermataceae. Gene Ontology annotation, molecular function: protein binding; protein kinase activity; ATP binding. The transcript has 8 exons.